UCCGCACACCUCUCUUACUAAUAUGCGCUGCACUUCUGGCGUGGAAGGCGAGCCAUAUUAACAGCAAAUCUUGACAACGCAAUGAUGUUUCUCGAAGUGAUUAUCCUGUCUUUUCUAGCCCUCGAAUUUCUGGGCCAAGCAGAAGAUCUUCCACCAGUCGCACUUCCCGAUCCAUCCGAGUGCAUUGGCGACCUUGAGAGCUGGGUCGCCUGCGACUCAUUCGUCGCCAAAUCCAUCGAAUGCUUGGCCAAACCCACACAAGAAGAGAAGGACACAUGUCCAUGCAACGAAGACUUCUGGAAUACUAUAACUGCUUGCGAAAACGAGAUCCGAAUAUGCACCCAGUCCAGCCAAUCCGACUCAUCCUUCGAAGACCUCAAGAAGCAAUGGCAUGCAACAUGCGAUGCGAAAGUAGACUUCACAGUGACCACCCAGCCGCUGGUAUCCCUCACUGUCGAUCCAGGAUUCGAAGCAGCGUGCGAAAGCAUAGCUACGUCGUGCCUAGAAGGCGUCGAUAUGAUGAGCAAAUGCACGCAAUCGUACAGUAACACGCAAUUCCUAUCAUGCGCGUGCCAGGAGCAACUCACCUCAUUGCGCUCAGUGUGUUCCGUCGACGGGAACGUGUCGUGCUUGGCGACAAAUGCGGAGAUCGGGAAUGUGUAUGGCUAUUCAGUCUGCCUGGCAUACUCGGAGGGAUUAGACGGACCGGGAAUGACGUCCGCACUCUCGUAUUUCGACAUGCCGUACUCGAACGAAGCUUCUGCGACGGAAGAAGAUCGCCCCUCUGCACCUCCAGGUACGCACGAUCAACCGACCGCAUCCCAGGUCACGAGUGCUUAUCCAUCAUCACCAUUUCAAGGCACCAGAACGGAGCCUGACGCGGAAGUCACGAGCUCGGCUCCUCCCUUGACGUCUGUUCUUCUCCCGGGCUUUACCGCGCGUCCGUCGGUGGGAGUGAGCGGGAUCCCUUCCGAGCUACUAUCUGCUUUUGAAUCGGUCUCGGAAGCGCUGUUUUCGUCGCAACACUCAGCCGCUGGGCCCUCAGCUCCAACAAGCACGGACGCAGCGCCACGCAUUGGGGCCGUCCAUGGGCUUAUCGCUUCCGUGUUCGUCCUUGCUCUCAUUGUGUUUGAGUUGCUCUGAAACGAUAUCUUGGCGCAGCCUUUGAUGGUAUGCCUAUCGUAAUAUAGGUUAGAAUGGGAAAUGAACCUGGAGACUGUUAUCGCGUAGUGGAUGGAUUGAACACCUACAUUAUCCGGCCGUACAUAUGUGCUAUAACUUUACACUAAGGAACAAUACGUGUUCCAGCAACGAGAAUCGGUCAGCUCCUAGGCAGAAUCGAAUACCCGGG
Messenger RNA from Trematosphaeria pertusa, 1351 nucleotides. RefSeq lists its product as uncharacterized. NCBI's taxonomy places the organism in Eukaryota, Fungi, Ascomycota, Dothideomycetes, Pleosporales, Trematosphaeriaceae. The record is from RefSeq and is a predicted model, not a curated record. The coding region runs from base 82 to 1143 and encodes 353 amino acids. The transcript has 4 exons.